AAAUCUUAGGGGUUCCUAAAUAUUCCCGAUGUACAAAAGUUAGUCAGUAUUGUACUAAGAUGGGUCAAUCUCUAAAGUCCAACAUUGCAAAGUAAAAGAAAUCGCACGGAACAUGAUUUCCAGGUCCAUGAAAAUAUGCUGAGCAGCUCAACAUUUGACAGAAAAAGAUUACUCCAUCACACGUCUUUCUUUUAUGCGAAAUAUGCCCACAAAUGUUCCUUUAGUUGCAGUUAUUUUUCUAAAUGGUUUUCCACUUUAAAAAUGGAGGGUAAAACAGUUCAAGACGAUAAUAAAAACUCUGCAUCACAGAGAACUGAUGCUGGAAUAAUUAUUAUUGGUGACGAAAUUUUAAAAGGCCAUACUAAAGACACAAAUGCUUCUUUCCUUCUCAGUAAGUUAUGGACAAAUGGAGUUUAUGUUGAAAAAGUAUCCUUUCUUCCUGACAAUAUUGAUCAGAUAGCAAAGAAAGUAAGAAAGUUUUCUUCCAGAUAUUCCUUUGUCAUAACUGCAGGCGGUGUUGGACCAACACAUGAUGAUGUCACAUACAAAGGUAUUUCAAAGGCCUUUGAUGAACCAUUAAUAGUUAAUAAACAGAUAAAGAACAUGUUGGAAAUUUUUUCUGGGACUAAUGAAUUAUCACAAAGCUUUUUAAAAAUGGCUACUGUUCCCGAAACUUCAAAAGUGAUAUUUGGCAUUGAUCCUCUUACAAAUAGGGAAGUAAACUUCCCAUUGCUAUGUGUUAGAAAUGUUUACAUUUUUCCAGGAGUUCCUCAAUACUUACAGAAAUCAUUUCUUGCCAAUAAACAUUUAUUCUCUGGCAAGAGCACAUUUUUAUUGACAAAAAUUUAUCUAUCAGCAAAUGAAGACAUCAUCGCAUCUUGCAUUGAAAAAUUGAGUGAAAAAUUUUCAGAUGUUCAUGUAGGCUCAUAUCCAAUGUUGAAUGAUGUAUACAAAGUCAAAGUGACUUUAGAAGCAGAGGUGCAAGAACAAUUAGAUCUAGCAUAUGAUGCUCUUAUAAAAGAUCUCCCAAAUGAUAUUAUUGUGUCAAUAAAAAAAUGUUUACCAAACAACAGAGAUGCUCAUCACGAAAUGUUUAAUACAUCAACCGUUAAAAUUCGAAGAAACAUGUCAUCCCCACAAUUAUCCUCACUGUCAUUAGUUGACUUGGAUCAUUAUCUUGAUGUCAACAACAACUCAAAAUUGAGUAUUUCUAUCAAAUGUGCAUGGGCUGUCUUUGUACAGACUAUGCAAAUGUAUACAUUGGAUGAAGUUUGCAUUGGUUUUAACGGUGGGAAAGAUUGUACAGCUGUCCUGCAUCUCUUUGUGGCAUUUAUGAAAAAAAUGUUUCCAGAUAAUACAAAACGACUGCUAGGUUUGUACUUAAAACAUUCCAAUCCAUUUGAAGAAGCACAUAUAUUUAUCAAAGACUGUGAAGUUAAUUAUAACUUAGAAAUGAUAGUCAUACCAGGCAGUAUAAAGGAAGGUUUGACCAAAUUAAAAACUUCCCAUCCACAAAUCAAAGCUGUUAUUAUGGGUACCCGGCGACAUGACCCUUAUUCGUCUUCCCUCCGGGCAUUCACAGUGACUGACGAAGGAUGGCCUAGCUACAUGCGAGUAUUGCCGAUUUUGGACUGGAGUUACUGUGAGGUUUGGGAGCUGCUACGAACUUUCCGCCUGCCAUAUUGUAAGUUGUACAAUGAUGGCUACACAUCGUUAGGUUCAACUACAAACACAACAAAGAAUCCAGCUUUGUUACUACCUGAUGGAAGAUAUUCUCCGGCAUACGCUUUGAAAAAUGAGUUUGCUGAAAGAACUGGAAGGGAUAAAAAAGAAGGACAAAACAGUGACACAGAAGAGUAGUAAUUUCGUUCUAGAAAAUUAGGCUUUGUUAUUGAUACACAGAUAUUUUAUCGCAUAUUUCAGUUUUUUUUAAAAAAAAAAUAAGGGACUAUUUAUUAUGAGUCCAUUUUUAGGGCUGCUUCAAUUAACUGGUGUGAUUUUCACACACUGGUUUUGAUUUUCAAUAAGAAACAGGAACCAUUUUUUAUUUUGUUUGAUGUUUUAAACAUUUCCAGCUAUUUCCACCUAUUAAGAGAUAUUAUUUUUUAUAUUACAUAUUACAAUUUCAGCAACAGUUUACGGAGUGAUACAGUUUAUUUUAAAAAUAAACGCUUAAUUGACAGUGA
Molecule: messenger RNA, 2186 nt
Organism: Hydractinia symbiolongicarpus
Lineage: Eukaryota; Metazoa; Cnidaria; Hydrozoa; Anthoathecata; Hydractiniidae
Product: FAD synthase-like
Exons: 2
Coding region: 136-1860 (574 amino acids)
Biological process (GO): FAD biosynthetic process
Molecular function (GO): FMN adenylyltransferase activity
Source: RefSeq, a predicted model, not a curated record